AUGAACGACCACACAACCCCCGGCGACCUCCUCGACAACUACGAUCUGAUCGUGAAAUACACCCACGCAAUCCACCUCCUCAAACUCCUGUGCAUGAACGCCUACAUAGAAGCAUUUGAUGCAAAGACCGACACCCCGCUCGGCCGACGCGCCCUGUACAUGGAUCGCCGCAUGGGAUACAACGACAAGUUCUACUUCCUGAUAGACUUCAUGGCCGGCGUGACCUAUCUCAACAAGACACUACAGAAAUUGCAACUUACACCGAUACGCAUCCAGGAAAGCUUCGUCGCCGCGACAGAGCACACCUCGAUUCCGGACCAAGUGCUGAAAGUCAAUCAUCUUCGUCGGGCCCUGGGUAUGCCUGUCGUUAAUCUGCUGGAGGACGCGGCGAAGUAUGGGAAUUGGGAGAUCGGUCCUGAUCAACUUGCUCUCAGCGAGCUUCUUUUCGAACUCAUUUUUCGCUCAAUUUACUCGAAUGCUAUUGCGGAACUUGUGGAUCCUGAGGAACCCACGGCAAUUGUUUCGGGUGGUGAUACGGAGGUGGAUCGAAUUGCUGAGCGGUUCAGUCUUCUGGGACAAAGUCACGAUUAUGUGGUGGGAUCUGCUGGUAAUCAGCAUGGUUUGAGUCGUGGAUAUGGAAACCGUCCGCCGGAAUAUUCGAAUAUCGGUGAUGAUGAGAAUCUUGAAUCGUGGCGGGGCCCGUGGCGCUAG
This is a messenger RNA of Penicillium waksmanii, 711 nucleotides long. RefSeq lists its product as uncharacterized. The record is from RefSeq and is a predicted model, not a curated record. Bases 1 to 711 code for a protein of 236 amino acids. NCBI's taxonomy places the organism in Eukaryota, Fungi, Ascomycota, Eurotiomycetes, Eurotiales, Aspergillaceae. The transcript has a single exon.